AUUUGGAUCCGAUCCAACUUUGUUUCAUCGCCGUGCCGUGCCGUGCCCUGCCGUGCCUUGAAGGCUUCCCCCGUCGUUCUCGCUCGCUUUCUCUCGAUGUUAGUGAGCCUCUGAAACAUCUCCAGCCUAUAUCAUUGCUCACACUGAUGUAGCGAGCUUUUCCCUCGAUUCCCUCGCGAAAGCCCACCACCAACGGGGAUGAAAAGCUCUGGCGAGGUCGGAGAUGCGCUCAAGUCUCCCCUCUUCCUCAGGGUCUCUGUCCUCGUCCUCGCCUCCGUUGCCUCUUUCUUUCUCGGUAAGCACUGGUCCGACGCUUAUCCUCAGCUUGUCUUCUACACCAAUUCCAACUCCAAUCACGAUGGCUCUGUCGCCAUCUCCCCCAAUGCCAACCUCUCUGUUGAUGUCUCGGCUCUCAUCUCCAACAUCUCUGCCACACCAACCAUGGAUGCGUCUCCGUCGGAUCUCUCGUCCUCGCUCCCCCCGCCGACACCGCCGGAGAGGUUUGGGAUCUUAGAUGAGAAUGGGACGAUGACGGAGGACUUCAAUGUCGGUGAGUUUGAUCCAGAUCUGGUUGACAAAUGGGAUAACGGCACUGAUGGAGAGGCGGGAAGUGAGGGUAAGCUGCCGAAGUUUGGAUUUUGUCUUGAGAGUAUGAGGGAAUACAUUCCUUGUUUGGAUAAUGAGGAGGCGAUCAAGAAGCUCAAGUCUACUGAGAAAGGGGAAAGGUUUGAACGGCAUUGUCCUGGAGAAGGGAAGGGCCUGAAUUGCCUUGUUCCAGCUCCUAAGGAUUAUAAGACUCCAAUCCCCUGGCCGAGAAGCAGAGAUGAGGUUUGGUAUAGCAAUGUGCCACACCAACGCUUGGUGGAAGAUAAAGGAGGCCAGAAUUGGAUUUCAAAGGAUGGUGAUAAAUUCAAGUUUCCUGGUGGUGGAACUCAGUUUAUACAUGGAGCUGAUCAAUAUCUGGAUCAGAUGUCCCAGAUGGUUCCAGAUAUUGCAUUUGGUAAUCAUACGAGAGUUGUCUUAGAUGUUGGAUGUGGAGUAGCAAGUUUUGGUGCCUUUCUCCUAUCAAGGAAUGUGCUUACCUUGUCAAUGGCUCCAAAAGAUGUUCAUGAAAACCAGAUCCAGUUUGCUCUUGAGCGUGGCAUGCCUGCUUUUAUAGCAGCUUUUUCAACACGGCGACUAUUGUAUCCAAGCCAGGCAUUUGACCUAAUCCAUUGUUCAAGGUGUCGAAUAAAUUGGACCCGUGAUGAUGGUAUUUUGCUUCUUGAGGUUAACAGAAUGCUCAGAGCUGGAGGGUAUUUUGCUUGGGCAGCACAGCCUGUAUAUAAACAUGAAGCAAGCCAACAAGAAGCGUGGAAAGAGAUGGAGGAGCUUACUGGACGAAUUUGUUGGGAACUUGUGAAAAAAGAGGGAUAUAUUGCAAUAUGGAGGAAGCCUUUGGAUAACAGGUGCUACAUCAAUCGUGAUCCUGGAGCGCAACCUCCACUAUGUGAUCCAAAGGAUGAUCCAAAUAGUGUCUGGUAUGUUGAUCUAAAGGCAUGCAUCACCCGUCUACCUGAGAAUGGGUAUGGAUCAAAUAUUAAAGCAUGGCCUGCUCGUCUGCAUGAGCCACCAGACAGGCUUCAGGAUGUACAGAUGGAUGCAUAUUUAUCGAAGAAAGAACUCUUCAAAGCAGAGUCAAAUUACUGGAAUGACAUAAUUGAAGGCUAUGUGCGUGUUUUCCAUAUGGACAAAAUGAAAUUGCGGAAUGUAAUGGACAUGAGGGCUGGAUUUGGAGGGUUUGCAGCUGCCCUUAGCGACCUGAAAAUUGAUUGCUGGGUUAUGAAUGUUGUCCCUGUUAGUGGACCCAAUACACUGCCUGUAAUAUAUGAUCGAGGACUAAUAGGUGUUAACCAUGACUGGUGUGAGCCUUUUGAUUCAUAUCCAAGAACGUAUGACUUACUGCAUGCAUCUGGUCUUUUCUCAAGAGAGCACAAAAGGUGUAACAUCUCUGGGAUACUGUUGGAGAUGGAUCGCAUACUUCGCCUGUGGUCGGGUGCUUACAUCCGUGACUCUAGAUUUAUCGUUAAUGAGAUCAAAGGAAUAACAGAAGCCAUGGGUUGGAGGACUGAAGUGCGUGACACUGCUGAAGGGCCCUAUGCAAGCAGGAAAGUGAUCAUGUGCCAGAAGCAAUUGCUGCGCGGUUGAGAAUUUUCUGUUUGUUGUUCAGUUCCUCACUUGAUGAAGGUAUACAUUCUCAAUCUCAGCUUGGACACACUUCAAAGGUGGUGUAAGGGCGGGAGGACCGUGACAGGUGGCAAGGUUUGUAUAGCUAGCUGGUUUGAACUUUCUUGUGAACCAGAAAAUAAUUUAUGUUCCUUAUCUUCUAUUUUCUCACCCUGUUUUUUGGUUGUUGAUUAUGGACCAGGGACUGUAAUGUAUUUUUUUAAACUGUUCUUUUUCUUAAUUCAUACACAGCCUAGAAAUUGGGCUUUUGGUCUUCUUUUAUUUUUUCUGUAUGGGAGACAUACCUUUAUAUUCGGAAUAAACGCACCUAGUUUUGUA
Molecule: messenger RNA, 2544 nt
Organism: Dioscorea cayenensis subsp. rotundata (Guinea yam)
Lineage: Eukaryota; Viridiplantae; Streptophyta; Magnoliopsida; Dioscoreales; Dioscoreaceae
Product: probable methyltransferase PMT11
Cellular component (GO): trans-Golgi network; endosome; cytoplasm
Molecular function (GO): methyltransferase activity
Source: RefSeq, a predicted model, not a curated record